AUGACAAGUAUGGUGCAAAAAAGAAAAACUCCUCAACACUUACAAAAUGUAAAAGUGGUAGUGAGAAUUAGGCUUUUACUUAAACAAGAGGAGGAACAAAAUGUAAAAAGUGUUGUAAAAGCUCAUACUUACCGAGAAUUAGUUCUUAAGGAGAAGAAGUAUAGUUUUGACAGAGUUUUCAAACCAACAGCUACACAAAUUGAAUUGUAUUUGAACUUUAUUGCUCCUUUGAUUCACGAUGUGGUUGAAGGAUAUAAUUGUACUGUGUUUGCAUAUGGACAAACUGGUACUGGAAAAACAUAUACGAUGACUGGAGAAAAAUGCAAUCUAGUUGGAAAUUGGAGGGAGGAUGUAUUCGCCAUGAGCCGAUGGGUGUUAUUGAAGAGUUCUGGUAUUCGAGCAGCUUUUCAUAUUUUCCAUGAACUUGACAAACUGUCAAAAGUUGAUGUAAACGUUAAAGUUUCAUACAUUGAAUUAUAUAAUGAAGAGAUUAGAGAUUCAUUAAGUGACAAUGAGAAUAUUUUACAGAUGUACAGUGACAACAAAGGGUCAGUAACAAUUAGUGGCUUGACAGAAAUUUCUGUUCGCAAUGGCGAAGAUAUUUGUAAAUAUUUGAAACGAGGUAUUGUUAAAAGACAAAUAGCAUCAACGCUUAUGAACCAUCAGAGUUCGAGAUCUCAUACAGUCUUCACAAUUUCGAUAAAUACCAGAGAAAGUACUGUAUGUGGCGAUGAUAUUUUAAAAGCCGGAAAAAUAAAUCUAGUAGAUCUAGCUGGUAAUGAAAAUAUAGCAAAAUCCGGACGUAAGGAAAUUAGAGCUGUGGAACUUGCAAAUAUAAACAAAUCGUUGUUAACACUUGGACGAGUUAUACAUGCCUUAGCUGACAAAUCACACAAACACGUACCCUACAGGGACUCAAAAUUGACGAGAAUCCUGCAGGAUUCUCUAGGAGGACACACGAAAACUGCCAUGAUUGCCACAGUAUCUCCGGCAAUAAAUUCGCACGAAGAGACUUCUAGUACUCUAGAAUAUGCUUCCAGAGCCAGGGAUAUUAAAAAUACUCCUACAGUUAAUGAAAAAAUGACAAAUAAUGAUGUGAUUGAAGGUUUAGUAAAGGAAAUUGACAAAUUACAGAAAGAUUUGGACGCUGCAAGAUCAGGAACAGGUUUUUAUGUAAACAAAGAGAACUAUGAAAAAAUGAUAGACGCUAUUAUAGCUGUCACAGGAGAACAUUUAACAACAGAUGAGUUGAUGGACAGGAAAGCAGAGAGAAUUAGAAACUUAGAGGAUCGUUUAUAUUCCAGAAUGAGGGAAUUCGAUGAAACUGUACAGCAAUGCAAAAAAUAA
Diabrotica virgifera virgifera (western corn rootworm) is the source of this 1347-nucleotide messenger RNA. Its product is annotated as kinesin-like protein KLP2. NCBI's taxonomy places the organism in Eukaryota, Metazoa, Arthropoda, Insecta, Coleoptera, Chrysomelidae. The coding region runs from base 1 to 1347 and encodes 448 amino acids. Gene Ontology annotation, molecular function: plus-end-directed microtubule motor activity; ATP binding; microtubule binding. Gene Ontology annotation, biological process: microtubule-based movement. The record is from RefSeq and is a predicted model, not a curated record. The transcript has 3 exons.